Onychostoma macrolepis is the source of this 1459-nucleotide messenger RNA. RefSeq names its product secreted frizzled-related protein 5. Gene Ontology annotation, molecular function: Wnt-protein binding. The transcript is spliced from 5 exons. Gene Ontology annotation, biological process: non-canonical Wnt signaling pathway; negative regulation of canonical Wnt signaling pathway; canonical Wnt signaling pathway. The coding region runs from base 351 to 1328 and encodes 325 amino acids. Lineage: Eukaryota; Metazoa; Chordata; Actinopteri; Cypriniformes; Cyprinidae. The record is from RefSeq and is a predicted model, not a curated record.
GUCAGGCCCUUCAGCUGGGCCAGCUGCAUCACCACGCUGCUCUCCUCCACACUCAGGAAUCCUGGGAUCUCUGAAACACACGUCAACACGCCAAUGAAAGAAGAGAGGAAAAGGAAGUGUGUGGUAAAGUGGAGCUCACUGUUCAUCAUCUCCAGCUGAGAAACGGAAGAAUCAGCACCCCACACACAGUCACACAUACACACCCUCCCUAACCAAUCCACUCCCACGUCCUACAAAGUCCCGCCCUCUCCCAGAUGGGCCUCAGGCAGUGGUGUAUAAAUACACCUAUUACUGAUUUACCCUGACACUACCUUACGCUGAUCUUCCAGCUCUCUGACGCUCUCUGGACUAUGAUGCUGACAGUGUCUGCUCUACUGCUGCUCCUGCUUGGCCCUGGCAUCGGUGCCGUGCCCAGCGGACUCUGGGAACACCAGGGAUCCUCUCGUUGCGUGCCCAUCCCAAGCAACAUGGCCCUGUGCCAGGGUCUGGGCUACAACAACAUGCGGAUGCCCAACUUGCUGGGACACGAAUCUCCAGCUGAAGCGGUGCAGCAGAGCACCAGCUGGCUGCCGCUCCUCGCCCGAGAGUGCCACCCGCAUGCCCGCAUCUUCCUGUGCUCGCUCUUCGCUCCUGUGUGCCUUGAGAGGAUCAUUUCACCAUGCAGGAGUCUGUGUGUGUCGGUGCGGGACAGCUGCGCCCCCAUCAUGAACUGCUACGGUUACCCCUGGCCUAGAAUACUACAGUGCGACCAGUUUCCCAAAGAUCACCUAAUGUGCAUUUCCUCAGUUGCGCAUAUGCAAAACGGCACCAGCAAUGACGGUCGAGUGGUGCCGCGUGCGAGCUGCACAGACUGUGAGCUGGAGGAGGCCACGUCAACCAAAGACCUGCUCGACCUCUUCUGUAAAAGUGACUUUGGUAAGAAACUCUACUUUUUGCUAAUUCGCAACAACCAUAAAUUGUUAAUGCUGAAACUCCAUGCUCAUGUCUUUCUUUCUCUCUCUCCGCUAGCGGUUAAAGUGCGUCUAUCCAAGCUGAACUCCAGUAGUUCUGUCCUGACGAUGUUCUCCUUGGGCCCUCGGCUGGAGGUCCUAAAGCACGGCCCACUGCUGGGAGGGGAAAUGAGAAGCCGUCUGACACUGUGGCUGGAGCGGGACGCCACCUGUGUGGGCAACCUGACCCGCAACCAUCCUGACGGGGGGACGUUCCUGCUGACAGGCACUGUGACGGGCAAGAGACUGCUGGUCACGAAAGCGUUUAGCUGGGGAAAACGCCAGCGGCACCUCAACCAAGCAGCGCGCAAGUGGAAAAGCCAUCGGUGUAGAGGAUGAAACUCACCAAACAGCAGUGGCUUCAAGCUGAGGGUGCGCAUGUUAUGGGUCCGGUCAGGAACCAGAGAAACUCUUUGCACAUGUCCAACCUGAGCAGAAAAGAUAUAACAUCCCCUGGAUUACACACACAG